GUGGUGGAGACACUAUCCUUCGUUUUUGGUCACUAACAAUAUUAAUGCUUGCUUGUGGGCCAAAACUAUCUGUUGCCAGUGAUAUACGAGGAAAUCCUCCUUCCGUUUGGAGUCCAGCGCUAGAGAUCAUGAUGUUAGUGAGGACAUUCGAUAAUGUCAAGUAUCGAGACUAGAUGGGGCCCAGUAGAAGAUAAUUGCACCUUCUGUGUCAGUUUUCCGAGAACCUUGAAGCACGAGAUAGCAUCCACCGUUAUCACCGACGAACGUGCUCGGGCUGCCACUUUAUCCUAUCUUUGCGUCAGAUCGCGUCGGGAUGAUCCUGGAAGGCGAUCCAAUUGCUUUGCAUAAAACCACACCUAGGUAAUAGUACGCGAUGGUGAUAUUUUUUUCGAUUAGAGCUAGGGGAAAAUCAACUAUCAUACUAUUGCAAUUGCCAUUAUAUAGAGAACUGCGGGGUACAUGCUAAAUCCUUUUAUCCUAAAUCCCCCUG
Molecule: messenger RNA, 490 nt
Organism: Suillus subaureus
Lineage: Eukaryota; Fungi; Basidiomycota; Agaricomycetes; Boletales; Suillaceae
Exons: 4
Coding region: 154-348 (64 amino acids)
Source: RefSeq, a predicted model, not a curated record